AGGCCAAGUUUGUAUAGUGGAAUUUCAGUGCUACCAAUCAGACAGCAUGUAAAACAUCUGAUUGUCAAAAUAUUUAUUCUAUGAAAAAGGAAUUAUGUGUUUAUGAAGUUCACAAAUAGAAUGCAAUUUAGUGAUUUUUGAAUAAAUAAAAUGUUUCGACAUAUAAUAACUACUACGAAUCGACAAACUGGCUUAGCCAAUGUGGUCUUACGUUUACAACAUAUGUCUUCGCAACCUAAUUCACCUGAAGAAAGUAAGAGAAGUGCCACUUUGGACCGUAUAAGGGAAGAAUUAAUUGCUGAUAAGGAGAGACUACAAUGGCGAAAACCUAUAGGAGAAAGACCCGGUGAUUGGCAUAGUAAACUAAAAGUAUUUGAGAAUUCUGAACAAACUUCCGAUUAUAUCAUUAUGAUGCAAAAACCGAUUAACCUCAGUCCAAGUGCGCUAAAGGAAUGGUGGCGAAAACGCAAUGAACGCGUUGAAAAACAUAUGCAAAAGUAUGUGCAGGAGCGACAUGAAAUAUUAGGAGCUGAACUAGCCGCUGCACAUUUCCUUUUAUAUCGUGGCGGUGCAGUUAAAUUCUUACACGAACGUGGCUGGAUGCGUGCAAACGACGAAGGCGAAUUCAAUUUGCCAAAUAAAUACCAUCCGGCUUUUAAAAUUGAGGGACUUCGAUGUGACAACAUGACCCUAUAUUAUGAAGGAUUGGAAAAUAUACGUAAUUUGCAGGAAUUGAAAUUUCUAUCAUUUCAUAACGUGCACACAUUUGAUGAUUGGUGUUUAGAUCGUAUAUCUAGUUCUGGUUUUCCUAAACUGGAAGUUUUGGAUAUUUCUAAAACAAGUUGUACGGUAAAUGGCCUCUCGUGUUUAUACCGCAUACCAACCUUAAAACUAUUAAUUGUCAACGAUCCUAAAGAAUCAUUGGAGUUUGAAUUGGCAUGCUCCAUGCUAGAAGAAGUUAUACCAAGUGUAAAGAUUGUCGAUGCGGCAUCAAUACAUAAUUUAUAGUCAAAGUAAUGUUAUAUAUUUUAAAUUUGAUAUUAAAAAUUAUUUAAAAAAGUAACAACAUU
This is a messenger RNA of Zeugodacus cucurbitae (melon fly), 1070 nucleotides long. Its product is annotated as distal membrane-arm assembly complex protein 2. The record is from RefSeq and is a predicted model, not a curated record. The coding region runs from base 151 to 1008 and encodes 285 amino acids. The transcript has a single exon. NCBI's taxonomy places the organism in Eukaryota, Metazoa, Arthropoda, Insecta, Diptera, Tephritidae.